This is a messenger RNA of Glarea lozoyensis ATCC 20868, 1419 nucleotides long. RefSeq lists its product as uncharacterized. Gene Ontology annotation, molecular function: cysteine-type endopeptidase activity. The coding region runs from base 1 to 1419 and encodes 472 amino acids. The transcript has 3 exons. Lineage: Eukaryota; Fungi; Ascomycota; Leotiomycetes; Helotiales; Helotiaceae. Gene Ontology annotation, biological process: proteolysis. The record is from RefSeq and is a predicted model, not a curated record.
AUGGCGGACGAUUUAGAGCGUCCUACCUCGAGCCAGCCGGGUCAAAGGACGGAUACUGACUUUCAAGAAACCUUUCAUGAAGGCCAUCAGAAUGAAGCCGCCUCAUUGGAUUCGAAGUACAAAGCUAUUUGGGAUGCAGAAAUGGGGACGGCAAAACGCAAGCCUUUUUCGUAUCGCAAGGUUGCAGUUCUUCUUCUCGCGUGGCACCCCGAUGUCGAUGAUUUGCAUACUAAAGAGGAGAUCGAUCGAGUUCAAAAUCUAUUCAAUGAUGUAUUCCAUUUCGAUAUCGUGAGGGAAACUUUAACGCAUGAUGACCGGCCAGCACAAGCUCAGGUCAAUUUCAUCCUUGCUCAAUUUGUGUUGCAGCAUGGCGACCCACAUGCUCUCUUGAUUGUCUAUUAUGCGGGUCAUGGCAGGCCCGGAGAGUCGAGCGGGGAUCUUCGACUUCCGGGUCGUCAGGAUUUAGUACCCAAAGAUAGUGCAGAUGUGCACGAGGUCAUCUGGAACUCGGCAGAACACAACAUCAGAGGGACCCAAUGCGACGUACUGGUCAUUUUUGAUUGUUGCCAUGCAGGCGAACUCGAAAAAAGUGUUCGGGGGAAGCUUGUACCACGAGCUUUUGAAUAUCUUGCUGCUACAUCGGCGAACUCGACCACUCGCAAGCCUGGCAAAGCAUCAUUUACAACAGCGUUGAUCUGGGCUUUCAAAGAGCUUGUUAAAAACAACAACAGCUUCACGACACAAGAUCUGGUCGCUAAGGUGCUUAAAGCUCCCGACUUUCCUCCAGAUCAGUCUCCUCGACUCUCGGAGCGUGGUCCAUCAUGCACCCGUAAAAUCGUACUAGCACCACUGAAGAAGGAGAUAGAUUUUCAAGAACCAGAAUCCGACGAAAACGAAGAAGAAAGCUUUAGUACUACGACCGAUCUCAGUCUACGAUUCGUCUUUAAAGAGAAGCCGACCGAAGGUGUUGUGAAGGAAUUGGCAUUUGGGUUACGUCAAUUCAUAAGCGACCAUGAAUAUUUGCAAGCAAGUACCAUACUAUGGGAGGGGCUGGACACUAUAGUUGGGCAUAAACAUCGAGAAGCGAUGAGUCACUUCUGGGCGCAUAAAUGGAUGAAGAUACAUCAACGAAAGAAGAGUGAAGGCACAUCAAUUUUCAGUCCAACAGCUUUGUCUACGCUGCUCGGUCCAGCUGUCGCAGAGAGGACCGCUAAACAGAGAACCUCUCUUUCAGUGAUUCCGGUUCCAAGACUGUCUUCUGCGGAUUUUGAAAGCGACUAUAUGCAAGAUCAAGGUCCAUCUGGCUCGGAUACUGGCGUGGACACACCUUUAAGUGCAGUUUCUGGAAUCGACAAUGCAGGCUUGAGACGCUCUGCUCGAGGUUCUUACAAGAGAAGAAGGGACCACAGUUCCUCUUGA